UCGAUUCGUGCACAUACUUAGCUACCGCGUUACCGAUAACGCGAUCGGAUCGGCUGUACGAAUCACAUGUGAAAAGUGUACGUGAACCUUGGCUCGAUUAACCGGCAGCCGAUCCAUAGAACGAGCCGAGCCCCCGAUCGAGUCUGCAUCGAAUUUCAAGAUCGGCGACGAUUCUGACGAAAAAGAAAACUCGUGGAAGGAUUUUGGAGAAAUUUUCGGAGGAAAAGAUCGAAAUAAAAAUCAUCGAUGGUCGUUGGUCGUUGAUGUGUCGGCUCAUCAAUUGCGCGUAUCGGGUAGCCGCGAUGAAGUGAACGGAUAACGCGGCGCGGCGCGGCGUGGCGCGGCGGGACGUUUCGCGGCUCUCGACAGUCGUGGCAGUGAAAGUACGUCACCCGGAGCUGUCUCCGCUCAUUCGAGAUUCUUUCUACUCCGCUCUCGAUCCGAACGGGUUUUCUCGUCACCGAAGAGAUCGCACAACGAUCAUGCCCCUGGUGUAACAUUUCCAACAACCAUACGAACAACGACUGUGAUAUAAGUGCCGGAACCGUAGCUCUUCUUUCCUCCGAGUUCGUUCCGUCUCUUUCUUUUUCUCUGCUGCUGAUUCAUCGACGACGAUUCAUCGACUUACCAAAUCGAACUACGAAGUAAUCAGGAUCGAUACCGAUCGAGAUACCAUCACCACCCGACAACGAUGACCGUGAUUAUGGAGGAAACAAACACCUUCGUUACGUGGCCGUCUCGUCUAAAGAUCGGAGCAAAGUCGAAGAAAGAUCCGCAUAUAAAGGUCGCGGGUCGACCCGAUGACGUACGAGCCGCAAAGGAGAAAAUAAUGGAAAUUCUGGACACGAGGCAAAACAACAGAGUAACUAUGAAGUUGGACGUUAGUUACACGGACCAUUCGCACAUCAUUGGAAAGGGUGGACUAACGAUUAAACGGGUGAUGGAGGAAACUGGAUGUCACAUCCAUUUUCCAGACAGUAAUCGAAGUAAUCAUCAGGAGAAGAGCAACCAGGUGUCGAUUGCGGGAGAAAUGGAGGGAGUCGAACGUGCCCGUGCUCGUGUCAGGAAUCUUACGCCUCUGAUCUUCUCGUUCGAGUUACCAAUCAUGAGUGCGUCGCAAACAGUGCCCGAUUCCACUUCGCCGUACGUAGUCAAAAUUCAGGAAAAAUACAACGUUCAAGUGAUGUUUCGUACCAGACCAAAAUUGCAUGCUACUUUGGUAGUGGUCAAGGGUUGCGAAUGGGAAGUAUCUCAAGUGAAAGAAGCGACCGUGCUUCUAAUUCACUAUAUGUGCCAAAACUUAGCUAGUCAAAUACAAGUACAAAUGUCAAUGGAGAUUUCGCCGCAACAUCACAGCAUCGUAUUGGGAAAGCAGAGCAGUAAUUUGAAGAUGAUCAUGCAACGCACAGGCACUCAAAUAAUGUUCCCAGAUGCCGGAGAUCCGAACAUUCCUAGCUUAAAGAAGAGCAACGUUACGAUCACAGGUGGCAUCCACAACGUUUACUUGGCUCGACAACAGCUAGUGGGUUCCCUGCCUUUGGUCCUAAUGUUCGACCUUCCUGAAGACUCGAUGUCUUCGGUAGAUAGCGAGAACGUUUCCCAACUAAUGCAGUCGUUGGACGUGUUCAUAAACGUGAGGCACAAGCCGAAGCAGAGUACGCUUUCCGUGAUCAUCAAAGGAAUCGAACGAAACGCCAGCAAUAUUUACGAAGCGAGGAAACAGCUUUUAGGCUUGGACGAGCCCAGAGUGCAUGCCGAGAUACCGGCUACCUAUCACAUUCCAAACGCUGGUAACAUUUUCCAAGGAAACUCUACUGGCAAUGGCUCCAGUGCCAAUAGUUUAGUCAGCAGUCUAUCGGACAAUUUGUCGAGCAUAUUAACGGUGAACACACAGAAUUCUCCAUACUGCGUAUCGCCUGUUCCUCAUUCGCCAAAUCCGAUGGCCUUGUCGCCUCAUUGGGGUCAUUUACCACCAUUACCGUCCAUAUUUUCACCACUGCCGCUUCAUCACUCUUAUCCAUAUCCACACCUUAAUCACCUGUUGACGACGCAGCACGUAAUGCAUAACAAUGCGAUGCCUCAUUCACAUGGACUGCAAAAUCACGCUUUUACCGGUAUCGGACAACUUCACUCGAACGGGCCUGUGGGCUUCCACAGUACUCACGGAUUGAACGGUAAUUCGUUAGUGGAAAGCAAAGAAGGUAGCGCUUAUUCGUCGUUGAGCAGCGUUUCCAGUUCUCUAUCUAGUCCAGCUAUCAGUCCGCGUAACAUAUCUCCGGUCAAUCCUGUCGAGAGUAGUCAUAAUAUAGAUUUAUCCAGCAUGUUGUCCGAUCUUACGGUACCCGAUCGUCGUGCACCGGGUUGUGAGAAGAAAUCGCUGGAAAUGGCUGUGCAACAGAAUCUCGUUCCCUUCGAUUACGAGCAGAAAAAGAUACUAGCGGCGAAAGUGAUUCAAGGGAAACCAAGUACCAACGAUUAUCGUGUUCCUACUUCUGCUUGGUCCGGCUACGGACUCAGUCAAUCCAUUCCUCCCAUAAAUACGGGCGACAUAAAGAAGCCACAGGAAUCGACCACCUCCCAUCCAUCUGAUUUAUGGAAGGAACCAACGACGCCGGUAUUCAGCAGAGAGAUUGACUUUGGAAUCGGAUCCGGUAAAGACCGUGUUGGACAGAUCGGCUUAAGUUCCAACUAUAUGGAGCAUACGCCCACUUCGCAUUUGAACAAAAUUACAUCCCAUCGGUACGACGACUUAACCAGCAUGUUGGUUAGCGUUGGAUUAGAAAAGUAUAUUCGCCUGUUCACAUCUCACGAAGUGGACAUGGCUACAUUUCCAUCUCUGACGGAAAAAGAUCUAUGCGAAAUCGGAAUAACCGCUUGGGGUGCAAGGCGUAAAAUAAUGUUAUUAAUCGCUGAAAUGAACAAACGUACUAGUCCAUUCUGUGGUAGCGCUGCUCCUGGUGCGGAACGCAAAACGACCACGUCGUCGACCUCGUCGUCGAUGGAGAAAUGCAAUCUGGAUACCAAAUGGUAGUAGGGACGAAACAUGUCACGAGUCUCGCAAUAUUCGUGAGAACGAAUACAAAGAAUUUAGACAGGACCGCGUCGUACUUAAAAUUAGCCUCGCGUUCGCACGCAGACUCGAUUGCGUUUCAAGAUGCUCGAACGAGAAUCGAAAUCGAGAUCGAAAUCAAAUCACGCGAGCCCUUUCGCCGACUCGACAGUAGGAUCAAGUUAUAAUUAGUAUGUUAAUUUGCGAUUCUAGGCACCGAAAGAAUAGGCGGAUGAUUCUUUUUGUGGUCAAGGACCGUUUGCUUUUUUUUUUUUUAUUUUUUUCCCUGCAGUCCUCGAUUCACGCGGUCGAAAGGUGCCUUAGGUUAAGAAACUCGUUACUACUUUCGUUUCGUUAGCUUUUUUUUUAUGUUGCUAAUGGUCUUUCUAUCGUGGUCGCGCGAUAUUCGACGAAUCGAUAUGGUUUUCAUAUUAUUUUGUACGGAGCGCGAAACACGAUGCUCCGGGAGUCGUAGUGUCGUUCGACACGUUGUAUCAUAUAUGUUUUUGUGUAACGGUGAAGAGUUCGUAAUAGGACUGAACGAUAGGCGUAUACAGUAUCUAUAAAUUAACGAUAACGGUUCAAUUAGUAUAGCAAAGUGCGUAAAAACGAGGCUUUGUAGCUCGAUAUGCGCGAUGGGCGUAGGAUAUAUCCCGUACGUUCGGCGACCUGUCGCUUUAGGAAAGUUAAAAUAUUUAAUCUCGACUAAGCUCGAAACUCGGCAGAAACGUAGAACCUAAGCUGGCAACCGAGACGGAAAUGCGAACUCACGUAAAGAUAAAGCGAAAAGAAGGGCACAUGGUCAUGUUUCUCUCGGUUUUCGCGAGUUUCGGAUUUUCUCGCAUUAGCCGCGUUUUCGAGUUUUACAAUGUAAUAAAGUAUUUAUUAUUCACUCGCGAAAGACGUCGAACGUACAAAUGCGAAUGAUUUUUCCAUGAAGCGGGUCGAAGGGGGCGAUUGAACGUUCAAGGGUAUUUCGAGUCCUGUCUUUUUCACCGUAUUACGAUCGAUCGUUUUACAGGUGAAACGACUAUCUCGAACUACCCUUGAAAAACUAUAAUUUCAGUCUAUACUCAGGCUAUACCGCUAACGUGCAAUGCCUGCCAAACGAUUCUGCAUUAUUCUAAAUUAUUUCCAAUAAUUUCGGUCGUCGUACGAGUGCAUCGUGAUUCCUCUUCUUUUCUUCAUUUUCUUUUCUGUCUCAACAUCCGUGUACUUGAUAAACAUACGGGGAACGAGAAUAUUUUUGUUAAAACAAGCUGCACGUUGUGGUCCGUUUACACAGUAGUCGUUUUACGAAAGUAAGAUACUUUACGAAAGUGUUCUACGUAAAUUAUUAAUAUUUUAAAUCUUUUUUUUUUCCUUUUUUUCUGAGUAUACUCGUAUAUGGAUGGAAUAAAAGCGUUCGGCAACGAGCUCAUGCUCUGCUCGCUACGAUCGACAAUAUUUAAAGAUGUAAACACCUUCAAAAAUCAAUUAAUCGCGAUUUAAGUGAUCGAUCGAUUUGUCGGUGCGACUAGCGAUAUAAAUUAUUAUUGUUUAUCGCGUGUCAAGAAAAAUAUUCGGAAUAUCGUUUCGAUGAAACUAAUCGAGAAUGGCUAACGAGUCGAACGAUUUUAUCGUUAAUAGUUCUUGACUAAGUCUUUUGUGAAAUCUUUUUAAGCAUAAAUUAUUGUUGUUUGGUGCGGCAAAAUCGCAUGCUUGAAAAUGAUCGAAAUGUUAGAAAAGGAAUACAUGCUAUGUGUACUUUAUGCGUACGAAUGUAUGCGCGCGCGUAUGUGUGUGAUGUAACAAGACUGUACCCGAUUCGUCCCUGUUACUCGUGUUUGUGUCGAACAUUAACCGUUUUCUUUGAUAAAAUUCGAUUCGAAUUU
Molecule: messenger RNA, 4923 nt
Organism: Bombus pascuorum
Lineage: Eukaryota; Metazoa; Arthropoda; Insecta; Hymenoptera; Apidae
Gene: BicC
Product: protein bicaudal C homolog 1-B
Exons: 13
Coding region: 692-3031 (779 amino acids)
Cellular component (GO): cytoplasm
Molecular function (GO): RNA binding; protein binding
Source: RefSeq, a predicted model, not a curated record